CCAACGUGUAGUCUCAACCCUGUUGGCGCUCAGUGUCUCGCAAGCUGCAGCACAACAACGGCAUUCCCAACCUCCUGCCUCUCCUCCAAGAGAACUUGAGCAUCCUUUUCGUCAACCAGCGCCCCUGCCCCAAUCUCUUCGACCCUUCCGCGCAGCGCAGCUUCAAACAUACCUACCCAAUCAGCCGCAACUAAAAUUAUCCCUUAACAGUGGGUCUUCCACAACCUCACAACCGCAGCAUCAGUCUCCCAUCUCCACCUCGGUCUCUACUCUCUCCUGCUCUAACCAGACUAACCUUGACCUUCCCUGCACACACUUCCCGCCUCUUUUUGCUUUUUCCCGCCCAAACUUCCAAUGGGCACUUUGAUGUUUCCUGAUAUGGGCUGGGGGUUUGGCGCCAUUCUUGGCAUGGGCGGUUCUUGCUUUGUGUCGUACGUUAACGAGACGACGGUACACAAAUCAUGGCAGAUUUGGGUGGAUGGGAAGAGGCGCUCUUACUAUCCAGAAACUGCGAGGAGGAUCUGGCGCGAGAGUAUACCAUCUACAAGCACCUCGGUGAACACGAUUGUAUCUUGCGCUGCUUCGGCCUUGAUGAGAUUCACCAUCCAGGUGUCCACGCUCUGCGCCUCGAGCUAGCGCCGCUAGGAACCGUACGUGGCCUUAUACAGAAACUCCCGGGUGAACCGCUACCCGAGUUGACAAGGGUACAAAUGUGUCGCGACGCUGUCGACGGGCUUGUCCACAUUCAUUCACGGCACGUCUGGCACUCGGACAUCAGCUGCCGAAAUCUUAUGCUAUUCGACGGUUAUCGUGUCAAAAUCGGUGGCUUUGGCGGGUCUAUUAUCCAGGGGCGCGAGUCGUCAUUUCCGGUUACUGUGGCCGAAGAAGCUCAGUACGAGCUACCGUGCCGUGGACGGGAUAGGGACCAGAGGCCGACCAUGAAGAGAGAGCUCUUUGCACUCGGAUCGUGCAUGUACGAGAUCAUGGCGUGGAUGCGGCCUUUCCAAGGUCUGCCCGAUAGUGAGGUGACCAGGCGGUAUGAGCGCAACGAGUUCUCGUCCCUGGAUGGCAUCCCCGUCACGAUUGCAGAAGCUAUAUGGAAUUGCUGGCACGAGGCCUAUGACUGUGCUGAUCAGGUGGCUGAAUCGCUGCAAGAGAUACAAUUACCAAUCGACAGAGACGAAGCUGCAUUUGAUUCAAUAGCGGAGAAGGAGGAGGGGCGAUGAUUGACUUGAAACCUCUGGGAUGAACCAUUGGAGACGGGCCAAGCAGUACCUAUAUACCAUAUAAUCUACUAGCACCCAUAUGGUGUACUGUACG
Messenger RNA from Canariomyces notabilis, 1320 nucleotides. RefSeq names its product kinase-like protein. Lineage: Eukaryota; Fungi; Ascomycota; Sordariomycetes; Sordariales; Chaetomiaceae. Gene Ontology annotation, molecular function: ATP binding; protein serine/threonine kinase activity. Bases 462 to 1226 code for a protein of 254 amino acids. The transcript has a single exon. Gene Ontology annotation, biological process: protein phosphorylation. The record is from RefSeq and is a predicted model, not a curated record.